CAAGCUUUCACCUACUUAGGUGGUACAGUUUGUCAAUACCCAUUGUGGGACAUCUACUAGCUGAUCAUGAUAGCUAAGUAUAUCCCCAUAAAUGAAAGCAGAAGUUAAAAAUUUGUCUGUGACUAUGAAAUUGAGCUAGUUCCCAUGAAGCGGCAUAUUUAGAGUGAGUGUUACUAAACAAAAGUUGUCCUCAAUUGAAUCAAAAACUGUACAAUGAACACAAACUUCCCACCUUCUCGUCUUCAGGUGUCAAGUUUAUCCUGUAAAAAUAAGUGUGGUUUUUAUGGAAAUCCUUCGUGGGAUGGAUAUUGUUCCGUUUGCUAUCGUAACGCACAUCAGAAACAAACAACUCUCCGUCAAACGUCUACAGCUACAACAAAUUUGUCACAGAGCUCUGAUACAGAAGUUAAGCGCAAACAAAGCACUGGAAAAAACUCGACCAUCAAAAAUAUUUUCAAGGUUCCUCGAGAUGAUAGUCGUGAACCAAAUCCAGUAAAUCCAGAAGAAUGCUUGCAAGCUGAACAAGAGUUUAAAGCCUUUCUGAACACUCUUCGAGCUUCUAUAAAUGCAGAUAUUUCCCGUCAUGUUUCAAAGCUUUUGGAACAGUUAGAACCUAUUCGUGGUUCGAACAUUAAUCAGGCUUCAAUGAUUGUGCAAGAUUUUUACCACAACAUUUCCAACCGUAUUUCAAAUAAUCCUAUGUACUCAAGUUUAUCAGUACAAACCAGGGAUUCUAUACUAAAUUCAGUAGAGCGUUUUGUUACAACAUGGAUUUAUUUUUGGGCUUUUGCUUCCCCUACAACUGAUGAUGAAAAUGUAGACUUGAAAUUACAAGAGAAAAUUCGUUCAUUACACUGGGUAACUCCUUACCUACUUGACUCUCCAAUCAAUCCAAAUUCCCCGGAAGAACUUACUCAUUUGGAUUUAGCUACAUUUGCUCUUAUCAAAGUGAAUACACUUCUAGCCUCUGAGGAUAAAUUGGAUCAAAUAGUUGAAUGCUGUCGCAGUGUCUUUGAUGCUUUAAAAGUUCACUAUCGGAAUUAUUCUGUUAAAACUCAAGAAUAUAUGUACAAUAAUGCCACCAAUGAUGUAAACACUGCUACUAACAGUAAUAGUAAUAGUAAUACACCGUUGGGUUCUGUCUUCAAGCCAGGUAUGAAUAAUUCAACUCUACCGAAAACUUCUACUAAUCCUAUGCAUAAUAAUAUUGUCGAAGAAGAUAAUACUACAGCGAAUGCUGAUGAUUUCCUACCCACAUUAAUAUGGGUUGUCCUAAAUUCAAAUCCACCGCUGAUUUACUCGAAUUUACAAUUUAUUAUGCGAUUUGCUAAUCAGAAUAGAUUGAAUAGUGGAGAAGCUGGUUACUUCUUUACAAAUCUGUCAUGUGCUGUACAUUUUCUCAGAAAUCUAACGCAUGAAUCACUCAGUUUAUCAGAAGAAGAUUUCGGCCGAUGUAUGCGGAAAGGUUUAGCACUAGUGAGACGUUCUGGUGAACCAUUAUCAGAAGGCGAGAAAAUGCUCACAGAAAAUGGGAUUCAUUUGGUGGAUUUAGAAGAUAGGUAA
Trichobilharzia szidati is the source of this 1563-nucleotide messenger RNA. The record is from the annotation of a GenBank genome assembly. Lineage: Eukaryota; Metazoa; Platyhelminthes; Trematoda; Strigeidida; Schistosomatidae.